CAGGGCGUUCACCACCUUCAAAAACCAUUUCUACUUCUCCAGAUUGUGUUAUUUCGAAGACUGGAGCUUCUUGCCACAGUGAAAAAUAGCUUAUCCUUUUUAUUGCUUUUGAACGUGGCGUACCUGUAAUUAUCAUUCAGCCAAUUUAAUCUCGCAACCAUCUUAACGAAAAUGUUGGUGUAUUUGUGGUCGUUACCUUUGCUAGUUCGAGUGGCAUUAUUGGUGUUGUCAAUACUAGUUUGCCUCAAAGUUCAUUUUAAAUUGAAGCAUGGGGUGUGCACUAGCCAAAACAAAAUGACAGGUAAAAUAGUCAUCAUCACUGGAGCUAAUACAGGUAUUGGAAAAGAGACGGCCAUUGACCUGGCCAAAAGAGGAGCUCGUGUGAUCUUAGCUUGUCGAGACAUCAGGAAAGCAGAUGCUGCCAAAGAUGACAUUGUUAGAGAGUCAGGUAAUAAUGAUGUUAUUGUUCGACACCUCGAUUUGGCGUCUCUCAAAUCUGUACGAAAAUUCGCUGCUGAUAUUUUGGACAGUGAGACGCGUGUCGAUGUUCUAAUUAACAAUGCUGGUUGUGUCACUACCGAAAAGAAGUUAACAGGCGAUGGACUAGAAUAUCAGAUGCAAACGAAUCAUUUCGGCCACUUCCUGUUGACUAAUCUACUGUUGGGAUUAAUGAAGAAAUCCGCUCCCUCACGAAUUAUUAAUGUUUCUUCGACCGCCUAUUCAUUCAUUUGGUCGUUGGACGUCAAUAAUUUAAACUCGGAGCUGCAUUAUAGUGGCUAUAGUUUUUAUAACAUGGUUUAUUAUUACUCUAAGAUUAGCCAAAUUCUUUGUACUCGACAUCUCGCAUCGCUUGUCCGCGAUUCAGGCGUGACGGUCAACUGUUUGUGUCCAGGGCCUGUGAAGACGGGAAUAUUCCGCAAUGCUAAUUCAUGGUUUUUUAUUCUACUUGGCGUGCUAUAUCCUUUCAUUUUUAAGACACCUAAGGAAGGCGCUGAAACCUCCAUUCAUUUAGCCGUAGCUGAUGAAGUUGCUAACGUUACAGGAGAAUUUUUCAGCGAUUGCAAGAUUAAUAAAACCAACAAAUUGGCCAGCGAUCUCGGUCUAGCUAAGAAAGUGUGGGAAAAGAGUGAAAUUUAUGUCGAUUUAAAACCGGAAGAACGUCAUUAUUGACAAAUACUAUGUAAGAAUUAGCAUCAAAGUUAUUCUGGAAAAGAUGAGUAUUUUUUUGUGAAGCGAAUCGAAAUGCUCUCUGCGGACCAUACCCUUGUUUAAAGUGAAAACUAAUAGCAAAAUUUAUAUGAAUAAUUGUAGCAAAUGCCUGUUUUUGUGAUUGACAAGAACGUCAUCCAGGUGAACAAGAUUGAAAAUUUUGA
Daphnia carinata is the source of this 1373-nucleotide messenger RNA. RefSeq names its product retinol dehydrogenase 11-like. The record is from RefSeq and is a predicted model, not a curated record. Bases 172 to 1170 code for a protein of 332 amino acids. The transcript is spliced from 8 exons. NCBI's taxonomy places the organism in Eukaryota, Metazoa, Arthropoda, Branchiopoda, Diplostraca, Daphniidae.